Musa acuminata AAA Group (dessert banana) is the source of this 684-nucleotide messenger RNA. Its product is annotated as small ribosomal subunit protein uS9. The record is from RefSeq and is a predicted model, not a curated record. Gene Ontology annotation, biological process: maturation of SSU-rRNA from tricistronic rRNA transcript (SSU-rRNA, 5.8S rRNA, LSU-rRNA); translation. Gene Ontology annotation, molecular function: RNA binding; structural constituent of ribosome. The coding region runs from base 86 to 523 and encodes 145 amino acids. NCBI's taxonomy places the organism in Eukaryota, Viridiplantae, Streptophyta, Magnoliopsida, Zingiberales, Musaceae. The transcript has a single exon. Gene Ontology annotation, cellular component: ribosome; cytosolic small ribosomal subunit.
CGCAGUUCGAUUCGCCAACGCGCCGAGAGUUCCCGAGGUUAGGGUUUCGUCUCUCCCAUCUCUUUCCGAGCUCGAAGCGGCGGCGAUGGCGACGGCGGCGGUGGAGUCGGUUCAGUGCUUCGGAAGGAAGAAGACGGCUGUGGCGGUGGCGCACUGCAAGGGCGGCCGCGGGCUGAUCAAGGUGAACGGCGUCCCGAUCGAGCUGGUGAAGCCGGAGAUCCUCCGCCUGAAGGCGUUCGAGCCCAUCCUCCUCCUCGGGCGGCAGCGCUUCAUGGGCGUCGACAUCCGCAUCCGCGUCCGGGGCGGCGGAAAGACCUCCCAGAUCUACGCCAUACGCCAGAGUAUCGCCAAGGCCCUUGUAGCCUACCACCAGAAGUACGUUGACGAGCAGUCCAAGAAGGAGAUUAAGGACAUCCUCGGUCGCUACGAUCGCACCCUCCUUGUAGCCGACCCCCGCCGAUGCGAGCCCAAGAAGUUCGGUGGACGCGGCGCACGCGCUCGGUUCCAGAAGUCGUACCGUUAGCUCCGAGGGGUUCUGCAAUCUGUCUUUCCUCGGAAAGUUUCGACCUUUCAUGGUUUUUCUUUUUUCGUUGGCUCUCCAGUUCAUUUUCGUUCUGGAUUUUUAUUAUGCUUAUGAUAUUGAGGAAACUUCCCUUAUUAGAUUCGAUUAUGUGAUUUAGAUUA